GAAAUACGCUGCAGGAAGAAAGGCACUGGAUUAAAAUCACCAUUCCAGAACCCGAGCGCUCGAAAAUUGUGACAUACAUCGGUUGCAACAACUGCGGUAAGAGAACUGAAAUGGAUGUCGGCUCUUCCUUCGCAUGCAAGUUUUGCUCCAAGGAAGGAUGCAUAGCAGCUCCUAGAAUAACUUUCAAAUUUGACGCUACCGAUGGCACCGGAGAUAUGACCUUCACAGCGUUCACCCAAGAAUGUGAAAUCCUUUUUAGGAUGGACGCAUCUGAGAUCUACGAUGAAAUUGCUGCUGGAAUAUUCGAAUUUGAACCAAUCGCACACCGGCUUAGCACAAGGCCAUUCCUCUUACAAAUUGCUCCAGGGACCGCACUUGCUCGGAACAAGAUCCUAACUUGGGUUCCAAAGGCUGUUCGCUGGAAUUAGCACAGCCCAGUUAACUAAUCUGCCCUUUUUGCAUAAUGUGGGCUUCUGAUAGGAACAAAGAUCUUUUGUGUUGCUCACUUCAAAUCACAUUCUUUGUUCCUAUACGACACCCCUACUACUUGCUAAUCAAGUGGUAUGUGUUAAGUUUAUUAGGUAAUUAGCUUUUGUAGUAAAUACUUUUGGGUGCACAAAUACUUCGCACAAGCUUUAACAUCGACUCAUCAGAUGUGCUCUUAGUUGCUCUUUUUAGUGUACAAGCACUAGGCAUGAACUCUAGCAUUAGCGCAUGAGAUCUGUACUCUUAGCCUGAUUACACUAACUCAUCAAGUCGCCGCACUUGAUCUUUCUAAAA
Molecule: messenger RNA, 780 nt
Organism: Beta vulgaris subsp. vulgaris (sugar beet)
Lineage: Eukaryota; Viridiplantae; Streptophyta; Magnoliopsida; Caryophyllales; Amaranthaceae
Exons: 3
Coding region: 111-428 (105 amino acids)
Source: RefSeq, a predicted model, not a curated record